Messenger RNA from Colletotrichum aenigma, 2376 nucleotides. RefSeq names its product putative secreted glycosidase. Gene Ontology annotation, cellular component: cytosol; nucleus. The record is from RefSeq and is a predicted model, not a curated record. The transcript has 4 exons. Gene Ontology annotation, biological process: carbohydrate metabolic process; protein deglycosylation; glycoprotein catabolic process. NCBI's taxonomy places the organism in Eukaryota, Fungi, Ascomycota, Sordariomycetes, Glomerellales, Glomerellaceae. Gene Ontology annotation, molecular function: carbohydrate binding; peptide-N4-(N-acetyl-beta-glucosaminyl)asparagine amidase activity. Bases 1 to 2376 code for a protein of 791 amino acids.
AUGCGGCGCGGUAUUCUUCUGCACUUGGCGUCGACGGUGGCAGCACAGUCUGCCGACCUAGCCGGCUAUGUUUUGACAGAUACUGGCUCCGUGGGUGGAGGCAACACGUUCCCCGGGGUUUCGAGGCCCCUGGGCAUGGUCAAGCUAGGGCCCGACCUUGAGAACGGGGUCGAUGCCUACUCUGGAUACCUUCCUGAUGGCCACUUCAUAGGCUUCUCUAUGCUGCACGAGUCCGGUACUGGAGGUGCCCCAAAGUAUGGCGUCGUCAACCAAAUGCCUGUUGUAGGCGACAUCGAGAACCCGUUGAGCCAAAACACCGACACCCGGGCGCAGCCCGACGAGACUGAGGUUGGCCACUACAAAUCGUUUCUCAGCUCUGGAGUCACCGUCGAACUCGGGGCGACAAAAAAAGCCGGCCUCUAUCAGUAUAGUUUCCCUAAAGACAAAGGCUCUUCCAACGUAAUCGUAGACGUAUCCCAUGUCCUGCCAUCGUACAGGGGACAGGGUCUGGGGCAAGAUUAUUUGGGGGGGAAAAUUGAGAUCAAGGAAGGCGAUGACUUUCACUACGAAGGUUACGGAUACUAUGACAACGGCUGGAACCGCGCGGCGAAAUGGCAAGUAUUCUUCUGCGGCUACUUUGAUAGCACGCCGACUUGGAAAACAUUUCUCGGUAAGGACCUCACAUCGACUGAGCUUUCGGAGUACGGCGUAGAGACGACUUAUGAAUCCGAGACCCAGCGGCUGGGAGCCAUCUUCACUUUCGAAGACACUGCCGUUAAGUCGAGGGUCGGAGUCUCAUUCAUCUCCGAGUCCCAAGCUUGCAGCAAUGUAAAUACGGAGAUACCCGCAGACAAGAGUCUGGCUUCUGUGAGGCAAGACACUCGGGAUGCGUGGAACACGGAGGUGCUCUCCAAAGUCAGGACAUCCGACACGAACACGACAAAGCUCACCCAGCUGUACACGGCCCUGUACUUCAUGAACCUGCUUCCGACCAACAAGACAGGCGAGAACCCCCUUUGGAACUCCGAGGAGCCGUACUAUGAUGACAUCUUUACGUUCUGGGAUACUUUCCGUUGCACCACUUCGCUCCUUCAUGUCCUCCAACCCGAGGCUUAUGAAGAAUUCAUCCGUUCCAUGAUUGACAUCUGGCGCCAUGAGGGCUACGUCUCCGACGCCCGCUCCUCUUUCUUCAACGGUGCCGUACAAGGUGGCUCCAACAGCGACAACGUCCUCGCCGACGCGUACGUAAAGGGCGUCCGCGGCAAGGUCGACUGGAAUGACGGUUUGUCUGCCAUGCUCAAGAACGGAGAAAUCACCCCACCGAACAACAACGAUCCUCGUGACCGCUCCAGCUCGACCAAGGAAGGCCGCGGCGCACUCCCGGACUGGCUAGAGUAUGGGUACAUUACCCCGACGUUUGCUCGCGCUGUUACUCGCGCCGUGGAGUACUCAACAAACGACUUUGCCAUCUACCAGGUGUCCAAGGGCCUCGGUCUGACGGAUACUGCAGACAAGUACCUCAAGCGCUCUCGCUACUGGCGUAACCAUUGGAACGAGAACAUGGAGGCUCUUGGCUUCAAGGGCUUCAUGGGCCCCCGCAACUCGGACGGGAGCUUUCCGUCACAGGACCCCCUUGACUGCGGUGGUUGCUACUGGGCGGAGGCAUACUAUCAAGCUACGCCCUGGGAGUACUCGUUUAACGCGCACCAUGAUGCCGCACACAUGAUCGAGCUUGUCGGCGGAGCGCAAAACUACUCUGACAGGCUCGAAAAAACCUUCGAACCGGGACAGUACAAGGGCAACGGCCAAUUCGGCAACACAAUUUUCAACCCAGGCAACGAGCCUAGCUUUGGCACGCCGUACCUAUUCAACUUUGUUAAUAAGCAGCACCUCAGUGUUGAACGUUCGCGUUUCGUCGCCAAAUCCUACUACAAGCCCGCCCCCAACGGCUUGCCCGGAAACUCCGAUGCUGGAGCUAUGGAGUCGUGGCUGCUUUGGAAUAUGAUCGGCCUGUAUCCCUUGACAGGACAGACGACGUUCCUCGUUGGCUCUCCCUGGUUCUCAGACCUGACUAUGUUGCUCGGCGGCGGCCGUGAGCUCAACAUCACGUCGACGGGCGGGUCCGAGGAGUCGUUCUACGUGCAAUCAUUGCGCGUCAACGGUGAGGAAUGGGACAAGUCUUGGGUGACAUGGAACGAUCUCUUCGCUGAAGGAGGCUCGCUUGAAUUCGAGCUGGGGACACAGCCCAAGGAGUGGGCGACGGGAGAGCUGCCCCCGAGUCCGGCUAGUGUGGACUCGCCGAGCUCCAGUUCGAGGUUGACACAGCAGCGGCGAAGGCGUUGGUGGCGUCGCGGUGAAGAUGCCAUUGGAUGGUAG